AUGGAAGGCCGUCAAUUCGUCUGCUACUGCUCGAAAUGGUUUGAUAGCGGACAAGUCGAUGGAAAAAUUGAAAGAACUCUGCCCGUAGCCGCGUUUUACUACCUAAGCAGUGUUCCAGAAGAAAAUGUAACAUCACGACGCUGGGAGUUCAUCCUUCACAAUGGAAUGGAAGAUGGAAAAGGUGGAACAACCUCUAACCUUGUAAUUAUCGGUUAUGGUACUACCGGAAGCUCCAUGAUGAACAUUGCCAAUGAUAAGACCAUGCGUGACGUACCAGAUACCACUCUUAUACAGGUUGACUUCGGAGCGAUUGGAGAUUUGCUGAAAGUUCGUUUCGAAGCCGAUGGAGCUGGUGAUAGACCAGACUACUAUUUGGAAUGGGUAGAGUUGAGGGAUUUGGACACAGAUGAGCGGAUAGCCGUUAGAGUUGGCAAAUGGUUGGAUAUUACCGGAAAACAUACGAAAAAACCACAAGCAUUCCGUGAGAUUAGCGUUUUCCUUCAAAACUAUGAGGGAAAAGUUGCUGGUGGCGACAUGCGGUUACUCAAGGACAAUUCGCUACAAGCACAGCUUAUCGGCGAAUUUAGCGACAGUGGAGUGUUCCCGUUAAUUUAUAACCCAAAAAAACAGGUAUGUAGAUUUAACACAGUAGGAUUGCAGAAUAAGCUUACCACGUCUUUAAAUCGAAAAGAAUUUGUUUUUAGAAUAAAGCACCAUGAAAAUAGAUCUUAAAG
Cylicostephanus goldi is the source of this 734-nucleotide messenger RNA. The record is from the annotation of a GenBank genome assembly. Lineage: Eukaryota; Metazoa; Nematoda; Chromadorea; Rhabditida; Strongylidae.